AAGGUCAGGUAAAAGUAACGUGCUUUAUUUUGUGAUUAUUUUAAUUAUGUGUGGCUUAAGAUAAGUUUACAUAAAAUAUUUAAACUUGUCAAAGUUCAAGUUGAUUUGAUGUUAUGAUAAGUUAUUGUGGGUAAAGGGGAGGGAGAAGCAAGUAGUGAAGGCUAGUGAAUGAAUGUCGAUAUUGUAUGUCGAUAGUGGCAGGGUCACCUUCACGCUAUUGUGAACUUCUUAGGUUGUAUUCGUGUUUUGUCCGUCGGCAUUCGGCAUAAUUACGCUCUACUUAUAACAAUACUGUAGCACCCAAUAGUCAGUAUGAGUGGUGAACCUCAAGCAAAGCGCACCAAAAUGAGCGCCCUUGACCAGCUGAAACAGGUAUCUACGGUGGUCGCCGACACCGGGGACUUUGAAGCCAUGAAGGCUUACAAGCCUACAGAUGCCACCACCAACCCCAGUCUGAUCCUGUCGGCUUCAGCGAUGGAGCAGUACCAGCACAUUCUGGAUAAAGCCAUCAAGCAUGGCAAGGAUACCGGCAGCACCAUUGAGGAACAAGUGAGCGAAACACUAGACAUGCUGAGUGUACUCUUUGGAUGUGAGAUCCUGAAAAUCAUCCCUGGCCGAGUGUCUGUUGAAGUUGAUGCCAGAUUGUCAUUUGACAAAGAAGCCAGCAUUGCGAAGGCUAUCAAGCUCAUCAACGCCUUCUCCGAGUAUGGCAUCAAGAAGGAGAGGAUCCUUAUCAAGCUGGCAUCCACCUGGGAAGGCAUCCAAGCUGCCAAGGAAUUGGAGAAGAAACACGGCAUCCACUGCAACCUGACGCUGCUGUUUUCUCUCUACCAAGCCAUCGCGUGCGCGGAGGCUCAUGUCACCCUCAUCUCGCCGUUUGUCGGCAGGAUCUUGGACUGGUACGUGGAGCAUACAAAGAAAACGUACGAGGGCAAGGAGGACCCGGGCGUGCUGUCCGUCACCCGCAUCUUCAACUACUACAAAAAGUUCGGCUACAACACACAGGUGAUGGGCGCGUCGUUCCGCAACGUGGGCGAGAUCCGCGAGCUGGCGGGCUGCGACCUGCUCACCAUCAGCCCCAAGCUGCUGCAGGAGCUGGCCGCCAGCGACCAGCCGCUGUCCAAGGUGCUUGACCCAAAAACUGCGGCAAAUAGCGAUAUAGAGAAGGUAUCGCUGACGGAGGCCCAGUUCCGCUGGCACAUGAACGAGGACCAGAUGGCCACGGACAAGCUCUCGGACGGCAUCAGGAAGUUCGCCGCCGACACCAGGAAGCUCGAGACCCUCAUCCGGAGCCUGCUCGCCAAGAAGUGAAACACCACUAGACAGUGAAUAUGUAAUAAGUAUUAUUUUCGUAAUCAAAAGCAUACAGUUAGAAUUGGCACACAUCAUUCAUGUAGGCCAAGCUUGUCUUCUACAAUCACUGUUAUUAUAACAGGAAGGUUUAAAGUUGGGAGAAAUGUAUUCGUUAGAGACACAGCGUAUAAAGUGCAAGGCCCUAGUGUCUUCCUUUGUUAAUUAUAAUUAUGAGUUCUUCUACUUUAUUUUAAUUACGAAAAUACGUAUACUUAUUUUAUUCACUCCAUUAAAUACUAGGUACUCGCGUCGUCAAAAUCCAUGGUGAUAAAUAUUUAAUGAAGGAAUAUAUUAAGUAUAAUUGUUUUUUUGAAAAUUGUUUACAUAUUUUGAUGACUUUUAUACGUUUGUUGAUUUACCUAAGCGUAACUGUCAAUUAAGAGUUUAAUUGUGAAAUUGUUAUUAAAUCAAGUAUAACUAUUGGGACCAUAAAUCUUUAUAAAACUGUACAUUCCUGUUUUAAUAAAAUAUUGUUCGGUAAGUAUAUAAUUGUUGUAAUAAAAUAAAUCAGGUGGUUUCUAACUA
Cydia pomonella (codling moth) is the source of this 1878-nucleotide messenger RNA. RefSeq names its product probable transaldolase (gene Taldo). The record is from RefSeq and is a predicted model, not a curated record. NCBI's taxonomy places the organism in Eukaryota, Metazoa, Arthropoda, Insecta, Lepidoptera, Tortricidae. The transcript is spliced from 8 exons. Gene Ontology annotation, biological process: pentose-phosphate shunt; pentose-phosphate shunt, non-oxidative branch; carbohydrate metabolic process. Bases 313 to 1311 code for a protein of 332 amino acids. Gene Ontology annotation, cellular component: intracellular anatomical structure; cytoplasm. Gene Ontology annotation, molecular function: transaldolase activity.